AUGACUUUAACCAAUGAUGAUGAUGGUGAAAAGCCGAUCACAACGCUGAAAAUAUUGAUUAUUGGUGAGAGUGGAGUCGGAAAAUCGAGCUUAAUGUUACGAUUCGUCGAUGAUACCUUUGAUCCCGAACAAGCAGCUACGAUUGGCGUUGAUUUCCGAGUAACGUCGAUGUUGGUUGAUGGAAAUCGAGUCAAGUUAGCAAUUUGGGAUACAGCUGGACAAGAAAGAUUUCGAACGCUCACUCCUUCAUAUUAUCGAGGAGCACAAGGAGUCAUUUGUGUCUACGAUGUGACUUCUCGGUCAUCUUUUGAAAAACUAGAGCACUGGUUUAGUGAAGUGGAUACGUAUACGACGAAAGGUGAUGCAGUGAAAAUGGUUGUCGCCAAUAAAAUUGAUAUGGCAGGUCGAGAAGUUUCAAGAGAGGAAGGGAUCAAAUUCGCAAAACGGCAUCGGACACUUUUCAUUGAAGCAUCUGCAAAAACUAAAGAAGGAGUACAAUGCGCAUUUGAGGAGCUCAUCGAAAAGAUUCUUCAAACACCCGGUUUAUGGGAAAACGAUCGACCCGCUUUUCGAUUAGGCCAAAACACAGCACGACAAGAUGAUGGAUAUUGUGGUUGC
Messenger RNA from Mesorhabditis belari, 618 nucleotides. The record is from the annotation of a GenBank genome assembly. NCBI's taxonomy places the organism in Eukaryota, Metazoa, Nematoda, Chromadorea, Rhabditida, Rhabditidae.